AUGGAGGUGAAGGUGAUGAGCUCUAGGCUUGUCAAGCCGUCCUAUCCACCAGGUGUGCCACAACCAGACACCACCGAGCAUGUGCCUUGUUCGGUGUUCGACAAGAUCACAUACCACAUACAGAUGGCCAUCAUCUACGCGUUCUCACCGCCGGUGCCCUCCAUCGCCGACAUUGAGCAUGGCCUUGCCGCCGUGCUGGGUGUGUACCGGGCGUUCGCUGGCCAGGUCCGUCCGGGCCCGGAUGGCGAGCUCGGCGUGCUGCUCAACGACCAUGGCGCGCGACUCAUCGAGGCGUCCGUGGACGCCCACCUCGCUGAUGUUGCACCAGCGAAGCCAUCGCCUGACGUGCAGCUGCUGCACCCAGGGUUAGAGGCCGAGAUCGAGGAGGUGGUGCAGGUGCAGCUCACGAGGUUCACAUGUGGCUCACACAUGGUGGGGUUCACCGCGAACCACGCCGUCGCCGACGGUCGUGCCACCAGCAACUUCCUCGUCGCAUGGGGUCGCACCGUGCGCGGGGUCCCGAUCGGCCUGCCGCCGCCCCUGCACCACCAACCAGGGCUCUUCCCACUCCGAGACCCGCCGUGCCUUGAGUUCGAGCACCGCGGUGUGGAGUUCUACCGCCCGACGACGCCGGCAUCAUCCCUCCUCACGGCACACGGUGAGACGACCUGCCACGACAUCGUGAUCCACAAGGCGCACUUCACCAAGGCAUUCAUCGCCGCGCUCCGCGCCAAGGCAUCAGAAGGCCGCGGCCACCCUUUCAGCCGGUUCGAGACCAUCGUCGCCCAUGUGUGGCGUGCCAUGACGCGCGCACGGGGCCUCGGUGACCCGUGCCAGGCGUCUGCCAUACGACUCUCCGUCGACGGGCGGCCACGCCUCGGAGUGCCAGAGGGAUACUUUGGCAACCUCGUGCUCUGGGCAUUCCCGCGCACCACGGUUGGCAACCUGUUGACACAGCCGCUAACCCAUGCGGCGCAGGUGAUCCACGAUGCGGUGAAGCAGGUGGACCGUGCCUACUUCCAGUCCUUCGUGGACUUCGCGAGCUCCGGCGUGGUGGAGGAGGAGGGAUUGGAGACAACAGCCGUGCUCAACAGGGACGUGUUGUGCCCGGAUCUAGAUGUGGAUAGCUGGCUAACGUUCCCAUUCCAAGAGCUAGACCUGGGCACCGGCGGCCCGUCCUACUUCAUGCCGCCCUACAUCCCCACAGAGGGGAUGUUUUUCCUUGUGCCGUCCUGCCUAGGUGAUGGCAGUGUCGACGCCUUCGUGCCUGUGUUCAAGCAUAGCCUUGAGGCCUUCAAACAAUGCUGCUGCUCCGUGGAGUAG
Molecule: messenger RNA, 1323 nt
Organism: Miscanthus lutarioriparius
Lineage: Eukaryota; Viridiplantae; Streptophyta; Magnoliopsida; Poales; Poaceae
Source: the annotation of a GenBank genome assembly